Kickxella alabastrina is the source of this 609-nucleotide messenger RNA. Its product is annotated as Pre-mRNA-splicing factor SPF27. Lineage: Eukaryota; Fungi; Kickxellomycota; Kickxellomycetes; Kickxellales; Kickxellaceae. Bases 1 to 609 code for a protein of 202 amino acids. Gene Ontology annotation, cellular component: precatalytic spliceosome; Prp19 complex; catalytic step 2 spliceosome. Gene Ontology annotation, biological process: mRNA processing. The record is from RefSeq and is a predicted model, not a curated record. The transcript has a single exon.
AUGUCUGACCACAACGUAACCCUCGACUCGCUUCCGUAUAUUGAUAAGGAGUACGACGACGCGGACACACGCGCGCACGUGCUCUCGCUAAUCCAAACCGAGAUGGCGCAAAUGACACCGCCACUGCUUCCCAAAAGCACACCCAUCUUCAAAACCAACCCGCUCCUUCUUAAAGAAUACGAGCGAAUUCGCGACGGUCGAACAGCACCCGCGUUUGACACGCAACGGUACAAGCUCGAGGUACCUAAUAAUGUCAAUAAUGUGGAGGAGUGGCGCCUGGCAGCGGAUAAUGCUAGUGCACAGCUGGAGCACCAAAACAUGCGUAUGGUUAAUUUGGAACUUUUGGAGCAGUUUGGAGCAAAUUUGUGGAAGCUAGGCAAUUACCAGAGAGAGGCGCUUUUGGCCCAGGUAGAGAGGGCUACAGAGAGGUAUAGGGAGGAGGCCGUGGGGUUGAAUAGGGAGCGGAGGAAAGCCCAGGUGGAUGCGGGUGAGACGCUUAGGGGGUUGGGGGAGAGGUGGUCGGAGGGCGUGCGCCAGUGUAUUGAGAUUCAGGCGGCGAAUGCUCAGCUACGUGCAGAGAUCCAUGAACUGGAGAAGAAGCAGAGUUAG